CCUCACUGGCCUCGCCGCCGCGCAAAGCCGUUACUUUCAAAUUAUCCACGAACGACUGCUGUACUUCAGUGUAGAGAUUUACUACAUUAUUAUAAAUACAGGAUAUCCAAAAAAGUUUUAGUUUCAGUGUGUUUUUGUUAGUGCUAUUUCCAGCUGAAAAGCGAGGAUUUUUUUCGGUAAACUACCUACUGAAACUUAGCGUGCGGGCGGCGGCGCUGCUGGUGCGGGGAUGGUGGUGCGGCCCAAGCGCUAGCCAUGGGGCUGACCACGCGGGGCGCCGCGCUGCUACCGCCGCUACUGCUGCUGCUGCUGGCGCACGCCGCGGCGCAAGCGAUUUUGGACAGUCGAUGCUACUUGAUGAACGGAGGCGCCGUGGAGAGCUUCUACAUCGCGGAGGACACGCCCGUCGGCGCCGUCAUCGGCACCCUUAGCGUGAACGGCGACGCGAGCGUGAACGGCGACAUAACCCUGCGCCUGCAGGAGCGGAACGCGGCGGUGGCGCUAGCCCCCCACAGCAAGAACCUGACGCUGACGCGUGCGCUGGACCGCGAGGAGCGGCUGGGGCCCAGCAGCGUGUACGUGAACGUGCGCUGCGACCGACGACGCACCACCGACCCGAGCUUCGUGAUCCCGGUGUCGGUGCGCGUGUGGGACGUGAACGACAACGCGCCGGCGUGGCAGUGGGCGGGGGGCGCGGGGGGCGCGGGGGGCGGCGCGGGGGGGUACCGCGCGCGCGUGUCGGAGCUGACGGCGGUGGGCGCGCGGCUGGCGGCGGCGCCGGCGCGCGACGACGACCAGCCCGGCCCGCACAGCGUCGUGCACUACUCCGUGCUGCCCGGGCCCUACCAGGAGUACGUGAAGUUCGCGAACGAGCUGGACUCAGUAAUCGUUUUAGCCAAGCCGCUGGACUACGAGACGCUGCGCAACUUCACCGUGACCCUGCGCGCCGAGGACCAGGGGCAGCCGCCCAGACACAACGACACCACACUCGAGGUGGAGGUGACAGAUGCCGACGACCAGAACCCCGCCUUCACGCACGACCACUACACGGCCGUGCUGCCUGAUGAUGCUGUUGAGGGCACGGAGUUGGAGAUAUCCCCUGGGCCGAUCUCCGCGUCGGACCAGGACCUGGGCAUCCGCGCGCCCGUCCGCUACAGCAGCACGGGGGAGCAGCGCGCGCUGCUGCGGCUGCACGCGGACAGCGGGCGCGCCGCCGCCGCCGCGCCGCUGCUGGCCCAGCACGCCCCCGUCACCAUCGUGCUCAAGGCAACGCAAGUGGACAACCCUGACCGCUACGCGUUCGCGACGCUGACCAUCUCCCGCCCCCCGCGCGCCGCCGGCCCCCCGCGCCCCCCGCGCUUCCUGCAGCCCGCGUACAGCGCCGCCGUCCCCGAGGACACGCCCGUCGGCGCCACGCUGCUCACACUGCACACUGAUACUGGGGACACUUCCCCGGCGCUGCAGUUCUACGUGUCCGAACGUUCGUUCCUGGAUCAGUUCGCGAUCAGCGCGCGCGGCGCCGUGCUGCUGCGCCGGGGGCUGGACUACGAGGCGCGCCGCGACUACGCCUUCCACGUCAUGCUCACUGACGGGCGAGCGAACGACACAGCGUCUUUAAACAUCACCGUUUUGAACGUGAACGACUGGGAGCCUCGCUUCCGCUACCCGCAGUACUCGUUCCGCGUGGAGGGGAGCGCGGGGGACGCGGGGGACGAGGCGGGGGGCGCGGGGGGCGCGGGGGCCGGCCUCAUGCCCGUGGGCAAGGUGGACGUGUUCGACGGAGACAAGGACGACUACGUGUCGCUCAGUCUGCGCGGGCCGGAUGCAGGGUUAUUCUACAUGAACGACAUGGGCGAGCUGUUCCUGCGGCGCGAGGCGCUCGGCGCGCUCAACAGCAGCGAGGUGCGCGUGCUGGCCACCGCCACCGACUCUGGCACGCCGCCGCGACAGUCAUCAGUCCCGGUGGUGGUGCAAGUGGCCCCGCGGCUGCUGGCGGCGGGGCGCGGCGCGGGGCGGGCGGCGCCCUCGCUGCUGGCGCUGCUGGCCACGGCGCUGGCCGCGCUGGCGCUGCUGCUGCUCGCGCUGCUGCUCUACAUGUACCGCAGGCGCGGCAAGUCCACGACCAAGGCGGUGUCGCCGUCGCCCGGCUUCGUGCAGCACGAGAAGUUCCCCGCGGCCCCCCCGUCCCCGCGCCCCCCGCCGUCCCCGCGCGCGCCCCCGUCCCCCGCGCCCCCCGCGCCCUCCGGCUCGCUGCUCAGCGUGUCCGCCGGCGCCAGCACCAUCCUCGCCAACUCCACCAGUAGUCUGAAUCUGAGGGAUGUCGGGGACAAGGGGAAUGGGAAUGGAAGUGCCAACUCCGGCGGCGGGAACGGUCGCCAAUCGCAGCGCUUCCCGAAGAGCCGCGUGGCCCCCGCGCCCCCCGCCGCGGCCCCGCCCCCCGGCUCGCCCCCCGCUGUGGACGUGGCGCUGAUGUCGGACCACCUGGCGCCGGGCGGCGGGCGCAGCGGCGUGGCCUGGCCCGCCGCCACCAUCCCCGCCAGGGUCAAGAAGCUCAGCUGGGACGACACCAUGCGCCACGUGAGCCCGCCCACAGACGUGCUGGACGCCACCAACCCCGCGCUGCAGGAGCACAUGAACCUCACCGUGUACUUCUGACCGCCCGGGGCCGCGGGGGGCGCGGGGGGCGCGGGGGACACUGCCGCCCCCACUACAGA
Messenger RNA from Plutella xylostella (diamondback moth), 2714 nucleotides. The record is from RefSeq and is a predicted model, not a curated record. NCBI's taxonomy places the organism in Eukaryota, Metazoa, Arthropoda, Insecta, Lepidoptera, Plutellidae.